UAAUUGGACACCGUUCAACGCGUAUCCCACGCGUAGUCCUAUUGCACUUCUAAAUUUAUCAAUAAUCCAAAUUUAUCGCGCUCGCGAUAAAUGUUCAAGCAAAAUGUCUUUGUCAAUUAUUUCGCAAACUCACUCUGAAAUUAAUAAAUCAUCAUAAAUCAUUUGAAAAUCUGGCUAGACUCAGUAGCAUUCAGUAGAUAAACAUAUCAGUCUCGUGAUAAUGUAGAACUCUGAUAAGCGAAGUUAAAUUAUAAAAUCGAGCAAGUAGCAGCAUUGUCAUAGGAACCAGUGUUGAGAUAUAUCGCAACGCUGAUAGGAACCGUAUUGCAUUUUUAAAAUGGGGGCUGAUCCCAAGUGCACGAUUUUAGUAACCGGUUUUGGCCCGUUUAAACAACAUGUGGUAAAUGCCAGUUGGGAAGCGGUGAAGGAAUUGCAGAAAUUGUGGGCAGACUCCAAAGAUGUUUUUAAUAUUAAAUUGAUCAUAGAAGAAAUUCCAGUCUCAUAUAGUGACGUGUCCACUCACGUUCCUCAACUCUGGAAGAAACACAACCCUACAAUUGUCCUACAUGUGGGUGUGUCACACAAAGCUGAAUCUUUAACAAUAGAGUGUCAUGCUCAUAGCAAUGGCUACAAGAGGCUUGACGUAUGUGAAAAAUGUCCUGAUGAAACACAUAUUGAGUUGAAUGUCUUGAAAACCAGAAUAGAUAUCAAAGAACUGUGUAAUAAUGUGAAUAAGAAUUCUGAAAAAAGUGGAUGUAAAGCUUGUUUGUCUAACGAUGCUGGUAGAUACUUGUGUGAAUAUAUAUUUUAUCAAUCUCUUUCUAUUGAUCCGACAAAAACUUUAUUUGUACAUGUCCCGGAUUUUAAUAAGUACUCCAGUAUACAAACUGCCAAAGGCUUAUAUGAUAUUUUAUGUUAUUUAAUAAAAAGUUCAAAAUGUAGCUAAUUGUUUCUAAACUUUAGUUUCUAUGAAUUAUAUUUUAGACUAAUAAGCUAUCAGUGAUUAAUAUUAUAGGAAAAAAUAUUAGAAUUUUAUAAA
This is a messenger RNA of Linepithema humile (Argentine ant), 1039 nucleotides long. RefSeq names its product pyroglutamyl-peptidase 1. The record is from RefSeq and is a predicted model, not a curated record. Gene Ontology annotation, molecular function: pyroglutamyl-peptidase activity. Gene Ontology annotation, cellular component: cytosol. Lineage: Eukaryota; Metazoa; Arthropoda; Insecta; Hymenoptera; Formicidae. Gene Ontology annotation, biological process: proteolysis.